Ilex paraguariensis (yerba mate) is the source of this 184-nucleotide messenger RNA. Lineage: Eukaryota; Viridiplantae; Streptophyta; Magnoliopsida; Aquifoliales; Aquifoliaceae. The record is from the annotation of a GenBank genome assembly.
AUGACCGUUCCCUCCCAAGUAAAUUACUUCGUCAAUCCCACGCAGAAUCCCGAAGGACAAUUCCGUCAAAUUGCAUUGUCUUCAAUUUAUAGGGUGAAGCAAUCUCUCGCCGGAAAAUAUCCUUUACAACGACCACCUGACGAUCUUUCAUCACUUUUCCGACGAUUCUCUUCAUCGAUCACGG